Messenger RNA from Mauremys reevesii (Reeves's turtle), 1140 nucleotides. RefSeq names its product CD63 molecule (gene CD63). Gene Ontology annotation, cellular component: membrane. The record is from RefSeq and is a predicted model, not a curated record. The transcript is spliced from 8 exons. NCBI's taxonomy places the organism in Eukaryota, Metazoa, Chordata, Testudines, Geoemydidae. Bases 166 to 891 code for a protein of 241 amino acids.
GUUUCCUGUUGACUCACAGGGUCACAUGGUGCCGGGGCCUCUCCUGCUACCUGCGUGGAGCCGAGCAGUCAAGUGACCGACCGGGAGCUGCGAGCAGGAGGCAGGAGCCGGCUGGGUGCGGGGAGCGGCCGCUGCUUUGCGGGGGGAGACUGAGCACCGGGCGCCAUGGCGUUGGAGGGCGGCAUGAAAUGCGUCAAGUUCCUGGUUUUCUUCUUCAACUUCUUGUUCUGGCUCUGCGGCGUCGCCCUCAUCGUCAUCGGGGUCUUGGUGCAGAUCGAUCUCAACAAGACGCUGAUCAUGCACAGCGCUUCGGCCUCGGGCGCCCCCAUCGUCAUCAUCGUGGUGGGCGUCGUCAUCUUCUUCGUCUCCUUCUUCGGCUGCUGCGGGGCCUCCAAGGAAAACUACUGCAUGGUCACCACGUUCGCCAUCCUGCUCACCUGUAUCUUCCUGGUGGAGAUCGCGGCUGCCAUCGCCGGGUACAUCUUCAAGGACAAGGUCCGCACCGCACUCCAGGACGGCCUGGAGGACGCCGUGAGGAAAUACGGCAACGACUCGCUGAUAAGGGACACCAUGGACGAACUGCAGAGGAAGUAUUCCUGCUGUGGAGCCCAGAACUACACCGACUGGUUCGGCGUCGAACCGUUCCAAAGCGACCGCAGCGUUCCCAAAUCCUGCUGCCGGGCAAACGCCACCAUGGCCACCUGCAACAUCAAUCCCACGGCUGCCACCAUCAACGUCCAAGGCUGUGCGGGCAGCAUCGAGGCCUGGCUGAAGAAACACAUCGUGAUCGUGGCGGCCGUGGCGCUGGGCAUCGCCUUCUUUGAGCUCCUGGGCAUCGUCUUCGCCUGCUGCCUCAUGAAGGGCAUCCGGAGCGGCUACGAGGUCAUGUAGCGGCUGGGCCAGGACUCCGGGGGGCUCCCCGGGGGGGGGGUGUCUCUGCCCCUUUAAGCCGUCAGACCCGCCUUCUUUCCGCAGCGCCCCCUGGUGGGCAGCUCCUGUCCUGCAGCGGUUACCGUAUUCCUUCUAAUGGACGGGCAGCAGGUGCCUUAAACAUUUGCCAAAAACCCUCCCCCUUUUCUUAACUUUAGCUGCCCCUCCCCCCGCCUCUCCAGUGCCGGGGGAGGGGAGCUCGGGGGGUUU